Cucurbitaria berberidis CBS 394.84 is the source of this 869-nucleotide messenger RNA. RefSeq lists its product as uncharacterized. The transcript is spliced from 2 exons. Bases 174 to 590 code for a protein of 138 amino acids. NCBI's taxonomy places the organism in Eukaryota, Fungi, Ascomycota, Dothideomycetes, Pleosporales, Cucurbitariaceae. The record is from RefSeq and is a predicted model, not a curated record.
AGGCGAGUGAAGUAAGUAGAGAGAGAGAGAGAGAGAGAGAGAGAGAGAGAGAGAGACCAGACCAGACAAGACGGGCCAGCGACAGAGUCGGCUAGGGUCAGGGUAGCGCUUGAAGGGCAAGAUAGUGCUAAGAUACCGGUAAAGCAAAGCAAAGCACCCCCAAGUCAAGUCACAUGCAUGCACUCGUCUGCGCGUCCUUUUGUUUUGCUUUGCCCUGCACAACUGCUGCCAUGAUGGUGCUCCUAUUCUUCCUCCAGGACUGCAUGCAGCAUGACAUGACUCCACCCAAACAACCUCCACUCUUCAGUCCAUCUUAUAGUCCAUCACUCACUCCAUCUAGUCGCGCAUUCGUCACCGCUGCGACGACGUGGACAAGGGUUUCAGGCUUGUUAUUAGGCUUGCUGCUUGAUGUGACAGACGCUCGCCCGCCUCCCAACGCACGGCAGGUCCCGGUAACUAUGGCCUACCCAGUAGCCUGCGUCCUCCAUCUCCUGGUGCUGGUGCCUACCAUCCAUUUGGCCCCUGCUACUGGCUUUGAUGAUGCCUGGUCUGCUGAAGUGUGUCAUGUCAAAGAGCCGUUUGGGCACUGAGCUCCCUUCGCUUGCGUUUGCGGGUGGCUUGGUAUAGCAUUGUUUUGUUAUUAUAUCCAUGUCUGAACUGUCUCUCUCGUCCGGUGCAAGUAGGCCUACACCUAGAGUAGCCUGCCUCUGUAUUCCGUCUACUCCUACACACGUCACGUCGUAUCCUGCGGGGAGGCCAGUUGCACGUUCUCGUGAGGCUUUGGAGCUAUGACCAUCAGCACAGCAUAAUAAUAAUAAGCACACCUACAGUAGAAGCACCAAGGUCCAGGUGCACGCUCAGUCUCUUAU